This is a messenger RNA of Microthlaspi erraticum, 903 nucleotides long. NCBI's taxonomy places the organism in Eukaryota, Viridiplantae, Streptophyta, Magnoliopsida, Brassicales, Brassicaceae. The record is from the annotation of a GenBank genome assembly.
AUGAGAAUCAGUCUCAUGUCGCAAAUGCAGCGAAGCUUCUCGUUCGAAUUGCCUUCACUGGUUCCUCUGCAACUUCCAUCUCGGAUGGAGACUCAUCUAUGGUAUAUUCUACCGGAUGAAGUGAAAAGCACAUCUCUUCUGAAACACUACUCUCAGCUUCUAUCGCCACCGGAGACUGAUAAAGUUCUUCAAAUGCGAGGCGAUGAUCUCAAGAAGAACGCUUUGCUUGCUCGCACCUUGGUUCGAACCACCAUCGCAAGAUACCAGACUAACAAUGCGGUCGAUCCAAGGUCCUUGAUGUUCAAGAAGAAUAUGUAUGGGAAGCCUGAGGUAGAUUGGCAGAAUUAUAAGAACUGUAACAUUCCACCAUUGCAUUUCAACAUCUCCCACACAGAUUCAUUGAUUGCCUGUGGGGUAACACUACAUGUUCCAGUUGGAGUCGAUGUGGAAGACAAGGAAAGGAAGAUCAAACACGAUGUUUUAGCAUUAGCAGAAAGAUUUUACUCUACUGAUGAAGUGAAGUUUUUGUCAACUAUACCGGACCUGGAACUUCGGCGAAAGGAAUUUAUCAAGUUAUGGACUCUUAAGGAGGCAUAUGUGAAAGCAUUAGGAAAAGGCUUCUCUGCUGCACCUUUUAAUACCUUCACAAUCCAGUCUAAAUCUGGAACAAAAGGAGGCUACAAUCUUUACAAGACAUCUGAAACGACUACCGAUUCACUGGAGAAGACAAAGACAUACAACAGAGAAUGGAAGUUUGCUCUUCUGGAUUUGACUGAUUCUCAUUAUGCAGCAAUCUGUAUUGAAAAUGAUCAAGCUACUGGAGGAGCUCCUAUGAAGGUGAUUAUUCGGAAAACCAUCCCUUUUGUAGAAGACGAACUCAUUUCCGAUAUCAAACUUCUUUAG